AUGGAGCACGACUUACUCCUCAUCGUCGAUGCGUCCAGUUAUCACAGCUGCUAUAUACGCUCACUAACUGCAUCACUCCCUGAAAUAAUUUCGGUUUCUGCUCACACGAGAUGCUCUUCACGAAUCGGAGUUCUAGCGUACCACAGCUAUCACAGCGAUAAUGUCCUCGAGUGGUCAGGACGGCUGAAUCAAGGCCAACAUGAACACUCGCAAGGAGAACAGCCCGACAUAGUCGCUUUCGCCAAAAGGCUCCGCACAAAGAAGAAAUGCGAGUCCGAGAUGGCUGUGAAGACAGCUCUUGCAAAAGCCUGCGAAGUCAUGCGCUCGAACGCGAAACCACUAAUCUUUCUCUACGCUGACACGCCCCCUAUUCCAAAUAGAUAUUCCACUGGCAGUCCUUCGAGCAGGUCGAAGGAGAAAACUGCACUAUUAGCUCCGGAAUCUUACUCUGGGUAUGGUUUCGCAUGUAUUGACUGGGUGUCAGCAUGUAAUACCCUUCGAGACAGACCGAAACAAGCACAGGUCUUUACCAUUCUCCACGAAUCUAUGAUGGAGCGGGAUGCUGCCUGGUAUAUCUACCAUUCCACUAGGACAGAUGGAACUUGUAAAGCUCCUUCUUCAAUCAAGGAAGGCCAACAACAGGGUUUUCCCGCAGAGCUGUUACGCUAUAUCUCGGUUAGCGAAAUUGACAGCAUUGAGAAUGAGGAGGAUGUAGCCACAUUUUCAUAUUCUUGGAGAAUGAGACGGUGGUAUCGCAAUGAGAACAUCUCCAAGGUCAAGUUGACUACAGAUGUCAUCAAAGAAUAUGUUCCCAAAAAGACCGCCCUUAUGCCAGACUUUGCCGAAGAGACCAUAUUUAUCAUCAACAGUGUCCCUGACAUAGAAAUGUAUCCUUGCGCCUUCCUUGACCCGACAUUGAACUUCCCCAACGAAGGGUAUGAUGCAGACGAUGGGAGCAGGCCGAUCUCUUAUUUGACCCGAUCCGAACUUUUGCAAAUUGGCCGAUCUUGCAACCCAGGUGUCUUUUGA
Messenger RNA from Penicillium egyptiacum, 1029 nucleotides. The record is from the annotation of a GenBank genome assembly. NCBI's taxonomy places the organism in Eukaryota, Fungi, Ascomycota, Eurotiomycetes, Eurotiales, Aspergillaceae.